Molecule: messenger RNA, 951 nt
Organism: Jatropha curcas
Lineage: Eukaryota; Viridiplantae; Streptophyta; Magnoliopsida; Malpighiales; Euphorbiaceae
Product: auxin-responsive protein SAUR72
Biological process (GO): response to auxin
Source: RefSeq, a predicted model, not a curated record
UCCCCUCCCUUUCCACACACUCCAUCUCUCUCUCUCUCUCUCUCUCUGCCAUUUCCGCAAUUCUCAUCUCUCUCUCUCUCUCUUUCUGUGUUUGCUGUGAAAUUCUUACUUAUAUCACUGUAGGAGCGAACAAUUGGACCAGUUUUCACUAUAAAAAGGCUGGGAGGCGAUAAUCUUAUCCUCCCUCUCCAUUUCAGAUUUGGUGCGAAACGAUCAGUCUUCCAAAUUGGAGCGGUCAGUUACUUUCUCUAAAGCCACCAAACCUCACUUCCUGGCUCUAAAAGAUUCCAUGAAGCAGUUGAUCCGUCGGCUCUCAAAAGUCGCUGACUCCUCUCAGUACAGUCUCCUCCGCUCAGAUUCACAGGCGCGUAGAUGUUCCGCAUCAAGAUCGACUCGCAGAGGAGAGUCGUUCCGGUGUUUGGUGAAGCCGGCACGGCGCGCCGGUGGAACCAAGCCGGUUCCCGAAGGUCAUGUUCCGGUGUACGUCGGGGAUGAGAUGGAGCGGUUUGUGGUGAGUGCGGAGCUGCUUAACCAUCCGAUCUUCAUCGGUCUUCUUAAUAAGUCCGCCCAAGAGUACGGUUACGACCAAAAAGGUGUCCUCAGGAUUCCCUGUCACGUGUUGGUUUUUGAACGAGUUAUGGAAGCGCUUCGACUGGGUCUCGAGUCACGUGACCUUGAGGAUCUCCUUGGCUCAUUAUUCACGGAUGAAUAUUUCUAAAUUAGGCUUUAUUUUUUAAUUUCUUGUUUAGAUCCUUGAGAUAUGUAGAGAAGACAUCAAGAGAUCUUUUAGUUUUGGCUGUAAAUAUGCUUUUUGUGGCCUGGUUAUGAUGAUCACACUCACUUGAACGUUAAACAGUUUUUGUUUUCCAGGGCCUGUUUUUCUUUUGUCCUUUGUAAAAUCAGGGACUGAAGCUUUAAUUAAUUAUACGUAUUACCUUUUUUUUUGCCCUA